Messenger RNA from Periophthalmus magnuspinnatus, 6123 nucleotides. It is a transcript of the gene sh3rf1, whose product is annotated as SH3 domain containing ring finger 1. Bases 405 to 2942 code for a protein of 845 amino acids. The transcript has 12 exons. Gene Ontology annotation, molecular function: protein binding. The record is from RefSeq and is a predicted model, not a curated record. NCBI's taxonomy places the organism in Eukaryota, Metazoa, Chordata, Actinopteri, Gobiiformes, Gobiidae.
AGUCUCAGUUACGCUAGCAUGGCGCUCAGGCAACUUCCACCUCUGUCUCACCUCUCUUUCCUUUACAUGUUCGGCUAUGAUCUGAGAAAAUAUUAAACUUCCUUUGGACACGACUUAAUCUUUGACUUCUGGGAUACAUUUUGAAAGUCAUCGGGAGUGUUUGUUUUAUUAUCUAAGGACGUGGCAAAACGACCCAAGGCAGCGCUGCUAACUUGUAACGUUAGCUAGAAUAGAGAGAUACGGGGCGGUAGGAGAGGAGGAGCCCUGUUUUGGGAAAGGGUAGAUGCAGAGGCCAUGGCCAUAACUGGGGCAUGGGAGUGACGUGAUGGCCCUGUGGCUACCUCCAAACAGAACCUGCUACCAGCGUCCUGCCCUCUUGCUCAGCUAGAGGCAGAAUUUGGAGGAUGGACGAGUCAGUGUUGUUGGAUCUCCUCGAGUGCCCCGUCUGCCUGGAGCGCCUAGAUGCCACGGCAAAGGUCCUGCCCUGUCAGCACACCUUCUGUCGCCGCUGUUUGCAAGGCAUUGUGGGAUCACGAGGUGAGCUGCGGUGCCCUGAGUGCAGGACUUUAGUGGAGUGUGCCGUGGAUGAGCUCCCCAGUAACAUCCUCCUGGUCAGACUUCUGGAUGGCAUUAAGCAGAGGCCGCGGAGAGCCGGGCCGGGGGCAGGAGCCUGUACAAAUGGGACGUCCGGGGCGGUUGCCAGGGCGCACAGCAGUGGCAGCCGAGAGCAGGGCACCCCAGGUGCACAGCCACAGCGAACCCAGGCCAAGAGCUCCGUUGUCAGGGGUGUACCUCAGCUCCCUUGCGCCAAAGCUCUUUACAACUAUGAUGGCAAGGAACCAGGCGACCUCAAGUUCAGCAAGGGUGACAUCAUCAUUCUGCGACGCCAGGUGGACGAGAAUUGGUUUCACGGCGAAAUGGGAGGAAUCCACGGAUUCUUCCCCACUAACUUUGUCCAGGUCAUCAAGCCACUGCCACAACCACCACCACAAUGUAAAGCUCUGUACGAUUUUGAGCUCAAAGACAAAGAGGCGGAUAAAGAUUGUUUGCCAUUUUCUAAGGACGAUAUCCUGACGGUGAUCCGCAGAGUGGAUGAAAACUGGGCAGAGGGAAUGCUGGGAGAUAAAAUUGGAAUUUUCCCCAUCUCAUACGUUGAGUUCAACUCAGCAGCGCGGCAGCUGAUCGAGCUGGACAAACCGGACUCCAGCGGGGACUCUGGAGAAGGAGCCUCAUCCGGGCCCCAGACCAACGGGGCCCCACGGGACAAGAAGAACAGCAAGAAGCGACAUUCCUUCACCUCUCUGACCAUGUCCCACAAGCCCAUGCUAGCUCCGCCCCCCCAAAGGCACUCAAUGGAGAUCAGCGGGCCGGUCCUCAUCAGCUCCAGUAACCCCACAGCAGCAGCCCGAAUCGGGGAGAUCACGGGAGGGCUGUCCUGCAGUGCGCCAUCGCAGGUUCACAUUUGCACAACUGGCCUCAUCGUGACCCCUCCCCCAAGCAGUCCUGUCACCACGGCAACAGUCUUUACGUUUCCAUCAGAGACAAGUUACACGUCCAUCCCAGUGGAUGCUCUACCACCUCCACCCCCACCACCCCCACAGUCAUCUGCCGGAGCUGCCUACUCAUUGGCUACUGGACAGAGGCCCUCCCCCAGCACCAGUGAUCAGAGCGGGAGACAAAGACCCACAGUAUACGUGGCCAUGUUCCCAUACACGCCUCGUAAAGAGGAUGAGCUAGAACUGAGGAAGGGGGAGAUGUUCCUGGUUUUGGAGCGUUGUCAGGAUGGCUGGUUCAAAGGAACUUCCAUGCACACAGGGAAGAUCGGAGUCUUUCCCGGAAACUACAUGAGCCCUGUCAGCAGGACUGCGUCAGGCAGCACACAGCCCAAAGUGCCCCUGGCUCUGUGCACUCAGGCUGGAAGAGGGGUCACCAUCGUCAGCCCCUCUUCUGCUCCACUGGGGACUAUAGUCACUGGGCCAGACUUCACCAAACCCCUGGUCGUGUGCACUAGCUCCGCCCCCUCGGUGCCCCAGCCUGCACUCAUUGUCACCUCGUCUCAAACGGCCACGGGACAGCAGCCUAAACUCCCUAUGCACGUCACCUCGCAGAUGACUGUGAACCAGGCUCGCAAUGCUGUCCGCACAGCUGCUGCUCACAAUCAGGACCGGCCCACCGCAGCCGUGACCCCGAUUCAGUCCGGGGCGUCCGUAGCGUACCUCCCUCACCUCUCCAUGUGCGCCCCAUCCUCCUCUGCCCCCUCCCCUCUGGGCUGCUCUCGGGCCGGUGUGGCUAUGGGCUGUGCUGCUGUCUCUCUCACCCCUCCCAAUGUCAGCGCUGCUUCACUGGAUGGGGAUGCCCUGAGACCCAUCUCGGUCAUGACUGCACCCACCACUGCUCCCAACUCUGCCCCCAACAAUGCUGCCCAGGCCUGCAGACUGGACAAGGACGGCAAGAGGGAAAAGAAGAGUCUACUGAAGCUGCUGUCUAAUAAGAAGAAGUCCCGGCCCUCCCCUCCCUCAUCACCCACCCUGGAGGGAGAGCAGGCGGUAGUGGGAGACCUGCUGCAAGGAGCGGUGGGUCCAGACACUGCCCCUGUCCCGAGCGGAGCUGUGGAGCCUGAAUCUGCUGCCCCCACUUCUUCCUCAGUCCCAGAAGUGUCCCACAGAAAACCCACCCCUCUGGAGGUGUGUGCCCCCAUUGCCCCACCACCCAGACAGCCCUGCUCCUCUCUGUCAUCUCAGCAGCACGACGCACGGCCCAUCAUCUGUGAGAGGUACCGCGUGGUGGUGUCGUACCCGCCUCAAAGUGAGGCCGAGCUGGAACUGAAGGAGGGCGACAUCGUGUUCGUGCACCGGAAGAGAGAGGACGGCUGGUUUAAAGGCACUCUGCAGAGGAACGGGAGGACUGGCCUGUUCCCUGGCAGCUUUGUGGACAUCAUCUAAUACUCUAGAUAAUAGGACGAAUACAGGCAUGGGACAGUGGGAUAAACCUAAGGAGAAAUGGCAUUUUAAUACGGUAUUAGAUUGACCCAUAGAAAUAUUUGAUUUGGGUUUAAAAAGUAAGGUAGUCCAAUAUUUUUCCCAAAUGCAAAGGCACAAAAUAAAGUUCUCUCUUGAAACAAAAACACUAUUAGAGACAAUUUAAAAAAAAAAAAGAAAAACAUGAUUGGUUUACCAUGACAGAAUCUUAAUACCUUAGUUAUCUUGACAUUAUUUCAACUAUCACUCUGUCCCAUGCCCAAUCCGGCUAACCCAAAGUCGGACUUUUGCUUGUGAAGAGCCCUCUAGUGGCAUACUAUGAAAUCGCUGCAGAGAAGAACACUUUCUUAUGAAUCAAAGCACAGAUGGAGGAGCGCACACACUACUCUUGAACCUUUUUUGUUUAUUUAUAUCUUUGUAACAGCUGUUUAAAUGUGUGCCUUUUACUGUCCCUCACUUUAUUGUACAUAAUUAGUCCUACAUUUUCCAUUAUUGAUAUAGACAUAGUAAUACAUCUUAUUAACUUAUUUGAUAGAUCAGACUUUUUAGUACAUGGGGAUAAGCUGGCAAUGCCUUAUAAGCGCUAUUUUAAUGCAUUUCUGUUGCUAUUAGCAGCGGGAUACAUCACACAAGAACAGUGGACGUAGUCACUUUUUGUGCCAGUUUUAAAAGGCAUUACUCGCCCAAAGGAUCAACCCUGUCUGUCACAUUAGCUACAAUUUACAGCCACGUGAACAUUGCUCAUCAAAACUAUAUUACAAAGCAUUUCUUCAUUUCUAGUUGCCUUUCCCAAGUGAUAGGGCAGAUGACUGGGGGGUAAGAACUGUUAUUUCAGAAAUAGGAUAUGAAGUUUUUUAAAAUGCAAAAAACUUUCUGUCACAAACACUCCAAAACUGUGCAGUCGGACAUUGCUUAUUUUGUACAUGGUUUUGUAUUUACUGACCAGAAUAGCUGCUCCUUUUUCUAAAUUUACAAGAUGAUAAUAUUUCCAAUUAUAAAAGAAUGAUUAAUAUGACCACUUGUCUAAUAUGCAACAUUUUAAUCAGGACCAGUCUUAAUUAAUUUAAUUUCAGCUAUUUUGAGCACACAUGCCAGCCUCCACUCCCCUCUGCACCAUCACCAUUGUCCCCCCUUUGGAUCAAAUUGGACAAAUUGGGAGACAACUUUAACUAGAGGUUCAAUUAGUGCUGGGCAAUAUGACAAAAACAUGAAUGCUUUUUUAAUAAUAUUUGAUUUUGUCUUAUUAAAACAAAUACAAUGGCCUUCAAUAUUAAUUUCCGGAACAUUAACAAUUUCGACAUUUUAUUGUCAUUUAACAGAAAAAAGUAGUCAAAUGUGUUCGUGAACUCCACUCCAAAAUACAUACUUUUACUUACAGAGGAUUGGCUACGUAAACCCAAGUUCAUCAUUGACGAUUAGAAAUGAGUGCAUUUUAUUUAAAAUUUGAUUAAUUGCACAGCUCUAGGUUCAAUGCUGAGAUGGAGACAUCACCGUUUGGCCCUAUCAAACUUGUUCAGAUCCUUAGACUUCCUUUUCACAACUUUGACAUAACAUAUUUUUUUCUAUUUGUAGUUUUGUACCAGAUUGCACAGGGCUUUAUAUUAGAUGAGUGGUCGUAAUCUUUUGCCUUGUUGGUAUAUUAUUAUCAUACCAUGGUUUUACACACCAACAAAUCAUGCUGCUUGUAGACACACACACUCUUCUCUCAUUCCUAUUGUGACUUAAGGCAAUAAAAGCUAUUUAAAGCACAUUAUAUUUGCCUAUAGGAACAUAUCACUAUCACUCCAUUGGAAGAGCUGUGUUGAACUCUAAAAAAAAAAGCGUGGACCCCUUUGCCUUUGGGUUGUACAUUUUAUUCUAUACAAAGUUUUUAAAUGUGUUGUUUAUGACUUGAAUUUGUGUAUGUUUUCUUUAUGAUUUGAGGGGUUAUGUAGUCGUGGUGCUUAAAGUUAAAUAAAUAAAUAGUUAGAUAAGAUUAUAUAUUGAGAAAAGUAUAGAAGAUAAAGUUUCUAGAAUCACAUUAUGCACAAAUGCUUAUUUCGGUUGGCUAAAAUCGAGGCACAUAUCAAAAAUAGAAUAUUGUGGAAAAUGUCAUUAUUUCAGUAGCUGAAUCUUUCUAAGACCUGUUAUAAAGUAGAAUAUUGUGGAAAAUGUCAUUAUUUCAGUAGCUGAAUCUUUCUAAGACCUGUUAUUGGACUCAUAUAUUUGAAAUUAAAACAAAAAUGAGCGUGGAUGGCCUGGGUUUGACUGCCGGCUUGGGUUUCUCUGUGUAGAGUUUGUAUGUUUUCCCUGUACCUGCGUAGGUUUCCUCAGGCUGCUCUGGUUUCCCCUAACACUAAAGUCAUGUACAGCAGGGCCUCCUCUGUGGCCAGGACUCCCCUGAAAGAGAUUACAAAUUUCACUGGGAUCAUCCAGGUCAAAAAGGUUAAUAAAAUAUUCCUGUAAAAGUAAUCUAAAGAUAAAUUCAAAGACCCUAAAUUUUCUUCAUUUUGUGUACAUCUUUAAAACAUCUAGAAACGGUUUGCAGUUCACUUUAAGUUUAACUACUGAAGUAAUGUCAUUUAUCUACAAUAUUCCACUUUAUUAAAUUAUAUAGAGAGCAUUUUCCCUCAAUCAAAGCAAUCCUUAUUUGUGCCAAUAUAAACAUUUCACAUUGGGAGACUGGAUCAUAAAGCCAGCAUAACUUUGUUGAGUAAGGGGACCACUGUGUAACUGACUGACUGCUGGACGAUUUUGUGCAUGGCAUUUGGAGUGUGGAUGGUAAAAAUCACUGCUUUUCCUUUUAAAUUUAUUGUUAGAAAUAUUUUGUCGUCUUUCUUGGCAAUCACCACACAACCUCAGGCUCAAACUGUGUCUUUUAAUUUCACUAUGAAGCCUUCGAUUCACAAAAUGCACUACCAUUUCUACUAAGACUGAACUUUUUGCAUUUGCUGCACAUUCUACCCGUUCAAUAGUUUUAAACCAUUUUCCUCAUGCCAAGGAGACUUACUUGAUUUUGUUAUGUUGUCGAUGUUUAGUUGUCUAAAAUGGUGAAAUUAUUUGACUUAUUUGGCACAAGUCAUGUGAAAACAUUUUGAAGUAUUUGAGGGAAUAGCACAUUUUGUAAAAUUCUCUAUAACAAUAAAAUCUAAAUGUUUCCAGAAAA